Molecule: messenger RNA, 1473 nt
Organism: Trypanosoma brucei brucei TREU927
Lineage: Eukaryota; Euglenozoa; Kinetoplastea; Trypanosomatida; Trypanosomatidae
Product: variant surface glycoprotein (VSG)-related, putative
Exons: 1
Coding region: 1-1473 (490 amino acids)
Source: RefSeq, a predicted model, not a curated record
AUGCGCAUUGGGAAGUAUUGCGUCGUUUUUCUGCUAGUGUGGACGCAAGCAACCAAGAGAAGCGUGGGAAAACCCACAAAUAUUAUAAAUCAGGAAGAAUUUAAAGCAUUAUGUGCUUUCGUGAAUUUGGCGAAUGAAUCGGUAGACUACGCAGGUCUCGAAGCCGAAAUCAGGGACGCGGCAGCAGAUAUCGGGGCUAUUUUUCUUGCGUCGCAGCAAGAAAGCAUUUCGAAAUUGAGGGAGCAAAUUGAGAUCUGGCGCGAGGUUGAAGCAACCAAUAACGGAGGGAACAACCGAGGCAUUAAAAAGUGGAGUGUUUGGGAGGAAGCGAGAAGAAAGCUAAUAGAUGAAGGCGGAACAAAAUAUGUGCAAUGGGUUGAAUUGGGCUUGAGUGAUGCUGAGAAGCAGAAGAUAGAGGAAGCUAUGGAUGAGACAGUCAAAUGCAUGGCGGAGGAGAACGGCUUGUGGGACACUUUGCGGGAAAUGCCAGUAAAAGGAAGUAUAACAAAAGCAAUAUUCGGAUCCAGGGAAAGGCAAGUGCAGAUUAUGAAAGGACGCGGUAGCCGCGAAACCGCUUGUGGCAGGGGAUUAUUCCCUGGAGACUGGGCGGGCACGGCAUUGAGCGCUGACUUACUGUGCCUGUGCGCCGCUACGGAACGCAGGGCCGCCACCAACGAGGGUUGCUGCACAGGAUGCGAGACAGGGGGAAAUGGCGUUGCUUGGGAUCCAAGGGUGCAUAGUGAGGAGAGGUGGAAUUUGCUUAGAAGUAAAUGUGAAAAGGUCAGCAGCGGUACUCCCCUUUCAAGUCGAGCGCUGUCGGUUGCGGAGAGUACAUUUUUCAACCAACUGAAGAUCUCAAAAGGGUCAACAUCAGGAAGACCAACGCUACUGGGUAAAUUUGGAACUAGCUUUUCCGUGGGUUGUACCGGGGAAAUCACCGAGAAAGAGGGACGUUGCGUUCGGUAUAGCCACAGCCAUGUUGACAGAAAUAAUCCAGCGCUACCCUGGCUUACAAACUUAAGGGAGGCGGCAAAUGCAGUAGAUCAGUUGAAUGCAGUUGAUACAAAGCUCAAACAUCUACGCGUUGGUAUAGCCACCUUCCACACGAAGCAUGUUGAUUUUAAAUCGCGUGAAAAAGGAAACGGCGGCGACCCUAUUCUGGGAAGCGGUGGCGUAGAGGGUGAAGUUAACACCAAUGAGUCAACGAAGGCGAACACAAACGAUGGUAGAGCAAAAAAGGCUGGUGAAAGCAAAAGAACACCUGUCGACAACAUUUCACAUAAAUGCGAAGGUUAUAGGCAGGGAAAAACAUGCAAAAGUCGAAAAGUGGAAACGGAAUGUGACUGGGAGGAGGGUACAUGCGUUGGCUCUGCCAGUGAGCCAGUCACUUCGCCUCUGAGGCAAAGACCACCUACUUCAGGGAAGGUAAACUCCAUUAGAUGCUCACUGAGUUUGUUUUUAAUACUAUUAUAG